Messenger RNA from Olea europaea var. sylvestris, 1311 nucleotides. RefSeq names its product probable dolichyl-diphosphooligosaccharide--protein glycosyltransferase subunit 3B. Gene Ontology annotation, cellular component: oligosaccharyltransferase complex. The transcript has a single exon. Lineage: Eukaryota; Viridiplantae; Streptophyta; Magnoliopsida; Lamiales; Oleaceae. Bases 11 to 1054 code for a protein of 347 amino acids. The record is from RefSeq and is a predicted model, not a curated record.
GCAACCCCAAAUGGCGAUCUUCACAACCCUAACCAAUGCCAACUCCGCCGUCCCCCUCAUCCUCCUCCUCAUCUUAAACCUCCUAACACCUCUUGCCUCAUCCCUCUCGUCAGACUCCGUCGUCUCCGAACUCUCUGCCCUCCAAUCCCAAUCCUCCACCGGCGUCAUCCACUUAACCGAUCCUCUCCUUCGCCGCAUCCUCUCCCUUCCCACCCCUCGUCCAUUCCACUUCCUCCUCUUUUUCGACGCCCAAUCGCUUCAUUCCAAGGCUGAACUCUCCCUUCCUACCCUCAAAUCUGAAUUCGCACUCGUCUCUUCCUCUUUCUACACAAACAAUCCAGACCAGAAAGGACUUAUCUUCUUUUUUGAAAUCGAAUUUCAAGAAUCCCAGUCGUCUUUCGCCCUUUUUGGGGUCAACUCCCUCCCCCACAUUCGCCUAUUUCCACCUUCAGCUACUGAUCUGAAGAAAGAUUCAAUCCCAAUGGACGCCUCAGACUUUUCGAGAUUGGCUGAAUCGAUGGCUGAGUUUAUCGAAUCAAGGAGUAGGCUUUCUGUGGGGCCCGUUCAUCGCCCACCCAUUGUUUCCAAGAAACAGAUCGCGUUUAUAGCAAUUGCAAUUUUGAUUUGGACACCAUUUUUUCUGAAGAAAUUGAUAGCUGGGAACACUGUUUUGCACGAUAAGAACAUUUGGAUGGCUGGGGCGAUUUUUGUGUACUUCUUUAGUGUAUCAGGAGCGAUGUUUAAUAUAAUUAGAAAAAUGCCCAUGUUCUUGCUUGACAGGAAUGAUCCGUCGAAGCUGGUUUUCUUUUACCAGGGAUCUGGGAUGCAGUUAGGAGCUGAGGGUUUUGCAGUCGGGUUCUUAUAUACAAUCGUAGGACUUCUGUUGGCUUUUGUUACUCAUGUGCUGAUUAGGGUUAAAAACAGGACUGUACAGAGAGUGACAAUGAUUAUUGUGCUGUUAGUGUCGUUCUUGGCAGUCAAGCAGGUGGUUUUCCUGGAUAAUUGGAAGACGGGCUAUGGAAUUCAUGCAUACUGGCCUUCUAGCUGGCAGUAAUGGCAUUGCGGAAGUAGAGAUUGAAGAUGUUAUCUUCACUUAGGUAAGAGGUUUAUACCAGUUUGAAUAUGUAGAAGACUUCGUUCAAAGUAUAGCUCAUAAAGAUAUCCAAACUUGAGCAUUUUACUUGAAUGGAUUUUUAAUUUCUUGAAACAUUUUAGUAUACCGUACCAGAUACUCUAUUUUGGUGGUGUUGUAUUGAUUUUGUUAUUGGUCUGUAUCAUUUACUAAAUUAUGGGUGCUGAAAAUUUUGCAUU